Mya arenaria is the source of this 7870-nucleotide messenger RNA. RefSeq lists its product as uncharacterized. The transcript is spliced from 6 exons. Gene Ontology annotation, cellular component: nucleus; cytoplasmic ribonucleoprotein granule. NCBI's taxonomy places the organism in Eukaryota, Metazoa, Mollusca, Bivalvia, Myida, Myidae. The coding region runs from base 100 to 3393 and encodes 1097 amino acids. Gene Ontology annotation, molecular function: metal ion binding; RNA endonuclease activity; mRNA binding. The record is from RefSeq and is a predicted model, not a curated record.
GGAAAUAAAAAUGUGCAGUGACGAUUUUCUACAAAAACGUAGUAAACAAGCAUAAAAUAAUGACAUUUUACGCUUUAAUUGCGUUAUCUGCACAGGAGAAUGGAACAUGAAUCAUUCCAGCUCAAUGCUAGCAAAGCAAAACUUGUGCAAGAUAAUUUAAAAUGGAUUGAAUAUUUGUUUGGAGUUGGUGUUAUUCUAAAAUUAAAAAAUGACAAUGGUGACCCAGAUUUAUAUCAAUGUUCAUUCACCACAGAUCUGCAAGAUGCACAGGAAGUUUUGGUCAAGGCUAAAAAAUACUUUGGCGUUCUUCUAGAUGAGCUGCCCGGUCUUGUGACGAUUACGGACAACUUUGAUCCAGAAAUUGUUUCGACUGUCUUAAACCAUAAAGCGGACAUUGAAUUUAAUCUUGGUUGUAUUGUGUUCACUGGUGAAAGCAAUGACUUUUUAGUUAUAAAGGGGGAUAACUGUGAUGUUAAAGUUGUUGAUCAACUUCUUGACUUGUUGGAGCAAUGGCAUUCUGAUGGAAAAGAUGUAGAUACAUUUCCAGUGCAGGACACUAUUAGACAAAGUAUUGCAGAAGUAAGUCCAGAAAAAGCUGAUUCUGUUUUAUUCUUUAAACAUCCAAAAUCCUUUAAAGCCUGUUCAAACUCAGGAAAACAAAAUGGUAAAACAUCUGAUUCACAAUUCCAAGCUCGUGGUAGUCAACAAUCUUCUAGUCAACAUCAGUCAUUUGAAAAGCUGUCCAUCAAAGAUGCACAUUCUGUUCUGUAUAAAGCUGAUUCUUUCUCUGAAGACGAAGAUGCCUUGAGAGACAUAAGAAGCUCAGUUGAUUAUCAAGUUAAUUUAGAGUUUGCGUUCAAACUUGGUUAUAAUGAGAAGGACCUUAUCCAUGCUUUGAGAGUUCUUGGUCAAAAUGCCAGUCAAAAUGAGCUUUUGGCAGAGCUAAUUAAGAGCAGUCAAAGCACUGAAGGUACUGAAAGACCAGGGUCAAGAGAGGAAAUUGAUUUCGAAGGAGAGAAAUGGCAGGAAGAGGGAGAUAACCAGCUGUCUCAGUUGCACGUGGAUGACGCAGAUACAGGUCCAUUUAGACACAUCAUUAUGGAUGGAAGUAAUGUUGCUAUGAGCCAUGGCAGCAAGGAGGUGUUCUCUUGCCGGGGCAUACAGCUGGCUGUUGACUGGUUCAGGGAGCGGGGACACACUGCAAUCACAGUGUUUGUGCCACAAUGGAGAAAGGAGACAUCUCGAUCAGAUGCCAGAAUUAGAGAUCAGCAAAUUCUCAUGGAAUUAGAAAAGGAGGGAAUUGUUGUAUUCACCCCCUCCCGUAGAAUUGGAGGCAAGAGAGUGGUGUGCUACGAUGAUCGCUACAUUCUUAAACUUGCGGUCGAGACCGAUGGGAUUGUUGUGUCCAAUGACAACUAUCGUGACCUGAUGUCAGAGAAUGAAAAGUUCAAAAAAGUUGUGGAGGAAAGACUUCUGAUGUAUUCAUUUGUGAAUGACAGAUUUAUGCCCCCUGAUGAUCCCCUUGGAAGAAAUGGACCCACCCUAGACAACUUCCUGUUACGAGCCCCUGCUAGUCCAGAACCCCUGCCCCCUCUCUGCCCCUACGGCAGCAAGAAAUGUACAUACGGCAACAAGUGCAAAUAUUAUCAUCCGGAGCGACGCACCCAACCACAUAAACUUAUUUCAGAAAAGCUUGCUGAGCAAGCUAAACUACGCAUGCAUGAUCUGCAUAAGAAGGAGGCACUGUCUCAACAAUCAUCAGAUCAUAAAAAGCUCUCUGCAAAAAUGUCACUCCAUCGAACCCGAUCAUCAACACCUGAAGAAAAUCCACCAUCUAAAUCCUCACUUUCAUUCACAUUUGGAGAGCCUUUAAAGAAGUCUACCAAAUCAGAUGAAAAAUUUCUCGAAUACAAUCAAAAGCUUACUGAAAGUCGAUUAAAAAUGGAGCAAGAAAGGCUAUCAAAUGAAAAAGGCUCAAAUUUGCCAUCGCCAAGAACGCCUGAGAAAAGAGACCAACGAAGUCUUGGGUCUACUGAAAACUUGGAUCGAUCUAGUCCAAGGUUUAUAGAACCACGAUUGCAUGGUAUGGUUUCACCACGCGAGUCCUCACCGGUAAAUCUGGCAAUUCCAAGUCAGUACGAUAUAUCGACAGAAAGCGGGAAUCAAAAGUUUCUCAGUGGUCAUUUGUUGCUUGCGAAAAAACUGUCAGAUGAAGCAAAUGAGAAUGAUAAAAUGAAAAAGAAGGGUAAAACGAGAAUUGAGGAUGGGACCAAUGUUAUGUCUCCACUAGUUUACAGUCCAACAAAACCCAUGGGAGAAAAUAUUUCAGAAAGACAGUCAUCAAUAGAGAAAAAAAAAUUGUCGCGUCAGUAUUCCCUUCAGACUGCAGUGGAUCCCAGAAUUGCACAGCGACAUACUAGUCUGCAUCAGCAACUGUCUUAUGAUCCAAGAAGGCUUGAAGCUGGCAUGCAACAGUCUGAAUUCCAUGGAUAUCCAUAUCCACACCAAGAGUUUCAGUAUUCGAACGUUGGUACGGGCAUGAAUAAUUUCGGAGCCAUAGAGAGACCAAAGCAGAAGCUAUCCAGAGAUACUUUUUAUGGUCAUACACCUCUUGCUAAAAUGCAGAGUGCCCCUGAUCCCUACCUGAGGUCACACCAAUCAGUCAAACCAACCCCAAGAAUGAUGAGGCAAAAUAGCUCCUCUGAUACACAGCUAAACAAAAUCCUAAGUACCCACAAACAUGAUAAUCCCAUUGCUGAAAGUUUCGUUCCGCGGGGACCCAAUGAUAUUUCCACAAUGGUUAUGCAGGGCACCACAGGGUCUGUAAAGUUUCAGAUAGGUGGUGGGCCUCAAUUUCCCCAGGUCCCUCCUGGGCCAUACCAUAGUCCCAUGCUUUCUCCUGCCCAAGGGCAUGAUUACAGAUUUCAGCCACCAUUUUCACCAGAAUUUCAUCACCAAGGUCCACCGUACUAUCCACAUACAACAUUACAAGUUCAGACUUCACACCCACAAAAUCCUCCACAAUCUCAGUCUGGUUUUCAUUCUCCACAGCAAACUCAUUAUGUAAACCAGUCCAGUUUUUGGGAUUCUGGUUCCCAGCCCAACAUUGCAGGCUACCAUUCCACACAGCAACAAAUCAGUCCGGGAACUGUCUGGCCUCAAACUAGUUCCCAUUCCUCACCACAAUUAAAUGUAAUGGCUGCGCCAAACCAGUCUAGUAUUGGUACCCCAUAUCCAAUAGAUGCCCCUAUUUUACGAAAUGAUUACAGGUUUAAGCUUUAUUGUGACCUCUGUCGCUUGUUCCCUGAAGAAAAAGUGCGAGCUGCAAUGAAUCAGCACCCUGAGGCAAACACUGCUAAUGAUGUUUGCGCUUAUUUAAUUGGUGCCAAAUGAAAAUCGGAAGAUAGUUGUGCUGGCGCGAAACUGUGGUCUGUUUUGGCUGGUCCAUAAAUGAAAUAGAGUGUUGAAUAAACAAUUACAAGGACAUAUUGAAAACCUGGAUUGUUUUUUGACAGUAGACAUUGUUUCACUUGAUCACUAUGAGCAAGAUUAAUAGAUUUUUGUAAUCUUUGAUUUUUUUUCAAUCAUUGUAGUUUUCUGUAACAUCAUGUCACUAUAAACUUAUAUUACAUUUGCAACGCUGUAUACAAAGGGUAAAUAACUAUGUAUGUCAUGUUAUUGCUGUUUUUCAUAGACAAAAUGUUGAGGAAUUGUCUUUGCGUUGUGGUUGUUGGUGGUUGCCUCAUUGUUUGAUAAUGUUAAGUCUGGAACUGUUCAAAAUAUUGAAAUGAAACCCAAUAAGUAUGUUGCAAGAGACAAAAAUGCACAUGAAUUGUAAGGACCAUAACUCUGAUAUUAAAUAUUGUUGUUUUAUGACACAGCGUUUGAGUUUGCUGCGCCGCACUCCUGCUAAUGUUUGAAUUGCUUUAUUUAUGGUUACAGUGUUGCAGCAUUCAUGCACAUCGACUCUUUCUGUAAAAAAAUAAGACUAGAUUUGUUCAGUAGCAUUAUACCAUAAACUCUUUUUGUAAAAAGUUUAGAAUAGAUUUUCCAGGAGCUUUAUAUCGUAAACUCAUUUUGUAGAAAGAAUAGACUAGAUUUGUCUGGGAGCUUUAUUCAGAGACAAUUAACCUAUUUUAACUGGAGAAUAAAAAAAAAGUUAAAUGAAUUAAAAAAAAAUGUAUUGAUUAUACAUGUUUACAAAAAGCAUACUUUUAAAAUAUAUGUUUGGUGAUGGCUUUAUAUUUUAUGAAACUACAUUGUAUGUGGAUUUUGCAUUGUUAUCCAAUUGUCACUCUGCACAAUGCUAUUUUAAAACUUGUUUGUUUAAACUGUAAGAAGUUACUUCAACCGUGACCACCUAAAAACACCUUAUGGAACACGAUAAAAUAUCUUACAUUUUUUCAUACAAAUCAGUUUUCAGUCUGUUAUGAAUCCAGCUUUUGUGUCAGCAUUAUUUCGGAUCAACGAUGCUCAAAUAUAAUUUCAGUUCAACUCUGUGUUCGUAUACUGUAUAAUUUAAAGUUGCACAGUUUUUGACAUAUUUGUAUUUUUUAACUGUUUGUAAAACAUCAGACUUUUUGCAUAGUAGACGCAUUAGAAUUCUCAAUUGCAAAGUAAGGUUAUAAUAUCAUUUAUCCUCCAUUCCUUAUAAAGAUUCAUGAUCAUUUGUUCAAUUACCUGUGAUGUCGUCAGUGAAAAUGUCCCCUGUGGAGGAAAAAGUGACCUUUUAAUUUUUGCUGUACAUGUAAUGGACCAGAAUAAAUGAUGUCAUUAAUAGUUAUUUUUCAUAUUUUUUAAAAGAAUCUUUUAUUAAAAUUGUACACAUUAUUUUUAAGAUUUUUUUGUAAUACCAUCUCUUUGUAAAACUUUGUUUUUGUUAUUAACGCUGCACUCUCACAGAUUGACCAUUUUGACAACUUCUUUUUAUUUUUUUGUCUUGAAAUGAACCAAUUAUUUUUGCGUAAAUAUCUGGAACCAGUGAUAUGAUACUGGUGACUAAAUAUCGGAUUGAAGCUUUUAACAUUAACGUUCGAAAAUAGAAGUUUUAUGGAGAAAAAUGAGUUUUUCAGCAUAAAAAAUCGAAUUUUGAACGUAAAUAUGAAAAACUGCGAUCUGAGCUUUAAUGUGGAAACCUUUACAGUUCUCAUAUUUACUAACGACCUCACAUGCAUAUACAAAUUAAUAAUUGUUCUUUUACAUUCUGAAUGCUUCAAUGUAACUUGCUCAUUAAGGACGUCUUGUACUACCGGUAGAUUUACAAAUCCAGCCUAACCAAUAUUGCGCACAUUUACGACAUGUACAAACGCUACAAUUGUAUUGGAUCUUAUUUUAUCAUGUUUCUUGUUUGCAUGGUUCAAGUAUCUUGUUUCUAUGGCAACAGUAUUGUUGUUUUUCUCCAUCACUAGUGAAGUGAUAGUAUAGUUUGUACCUCAAUUAUUUUGAGGCUUUAAGUUUAACUAACAACUCAAACACAACUACAUGUAACUAACUAUAUGAACAUUACAUUGUCUGAAAAUGUUGUUUCGUACAUUCUGGCCUGUGUGUUUUUCGAACGAAAACAUCAUUGUGUUCUAGUAAGCUUGAUGUUGGCCACGUUGUUAUUGUAAUUGUAGCGGGGACUCCUGUAUACAACAAUUGCUAUGCGUGUGGUAAAAUUUAUCUAGCCAGCUGAAUGUUGGUCACUCUGCAUACAGUAUGUAUGGUUCCCUUGUUGUAAACUGUAGUAGCUAAGAAGUGAUAUGUGAGGGUGAAACAAUCCCCUCCCCUCUCCCACCCUCAAACCCCCCUCCCCCUUCCCCUGUUUGAAAGAAACUUCCAAUUUAACCCAAAUCCUGCAUAACAAAUAACAUUAAAUGACUUUGAGAGUCUCCAUAUUGAAAAGUUAAAAUUUUGAGUCGAGACCUGGGUACUCCUUUAAAAUCCCUACCCCCAAAUGAAAAAAGUUGAUUACACACCCAGAUUAGUAUUGUCCUAUUUAUGAUUAAAAAUAUUCCUUCAAUACGAAAUUUAGCAAUUUUGUUUUCUGAAAUGAAGAAUUAAACUUGGUUAUAAUCUCUGCUCUUAAUCAGUUACAAUAAAUAAUCUAUUUUAGCAAUUAUGUUUUCUGAAAUGAACAAUAAACUAGGCGAUAAUCUCUGCACUUAAUAAGUUAUAAUAAUUAAUGUAUUUUAGAAAUUAUGUUUUCUAAAAUUACCAAUAAACUAGGCUAUAAUAUCUGCAAUUAAUCCCUUAUAUUAAACAAUGUAUUUUUGGAAAGGUUGUUUAAUAUGUAAUAAAUGGUAUCUCUUUUCAUCUCAGAGUGAUUGUUUAAAUUUUGUUUCCAUGACAAUUAAAAUACUGAAAAAUUGUUGUACAGUACAAAUUGUUGAUUCUAGAAAUUCCACAUGCUGGAAGACGCAAAGUUCAAAUUGUUUUCAAUCUGCUUUUUAAUUGUUUUGUAGCUCUAAAUAAACAUUGUGAAUUCAUUUUAAUAUUAUACAGAUUAUUAUGUCAUUUGCUUUAGUUUGGUAAUUUCUCAAUGUUUUCAUCUUUUACUGAUGUUCGCAUAAUUAUUGUCUUUGCUAGACAUUUCCAUUAUGAUAAAAAAAAAACAUUUUUCGACCAUAGAGCCAUAGUAAACCUACUGUGGUUCAAUGUACCUCUCCGCCAUAGAGCAGUUACAUGUGUGUUAGUCUACAAGUUGAUGUUAAUGUGAUAUACAUUUGCAACAUGAUAAGAAAUAUCAAACUGUUUGUGCAGAUAACAGGCUACUAAUUGAUAAACAUUUGUAUUAUUAUAAGAAACAGCAAGCUGUUCGCGCAAAUAUCAGGCUACUAAAUGAUAUACAUUUGCAUUAUUGUAAGAAAUAGCAAACUGUUUGUGCAGAUAUCAGGCUAUACUAAUUAUUAAUAUACAUUUGUAUUAUUAUAAGAAAUAACAAACUGUUUGCACAAAAUAUCAGGCUACAUAUAAAAUAUAUUGCUCAAGGACCAGCAUUACAUGCAACUACACUCAUUCUCUUUCAUUCUGAUCAUUGUUAAAACGUUUAAGGCCUAAAAUACUGUGAACAACACCUGUAUAACUUCACAUUUUUGGUACUGAAAGAAAAUCUUUAAGUAACAUAAAAUGUACCCUGACUUAUUUUCGAAAUGACUACCAGGUUAAAGAUAUAUAUUGAUUGUAAACUGCUAUAUUCUUGAAGGAUUAAAGAUUUAGAUGUAAACUUGACACAUAACAAGGUUUUCAGCACAAGUCAGGUUAUAAGAAUGAGGAUGUCGUUUGGCGGGCAGGCAGGGGUGGAGCUUUGGUUUCCUUCAAAAGCUUCAGUUACGAUUGAUGGAUAGUGAUGAAACUUGGUGUGUAGGCAGCCUGGGGAUUGCUUUUGAGGGGGUCGGGUCAAGGUUAUGAAACUUAGUAUGAAUGUUGCAGUGAAACUAAUCACAUAAGAUAGAGUCAUUUUCAGUUAUGUCUCUUUUUCAUCAAAGUAAAGGGAAAAGGUUUCUACUCUUUUCUAACUCGUACAUGUAAUUAAUUUUUUGUAAUUUCUUCAUGAAGCGCUUCUAGUUAUAAUGUUAUAUUACAACUCAAAUCGCAAUGGAUGUUCAUACUUGUAUGCAUUUUUGCAUUUUGGCAGUUAGAUGAGAAAAGAAAAAUGAUGUUUAUUUAUCCUAUCUAAUUGGGCGGUUAAUUUGGUUAAUUUAUGAAUGUCACUUUAUAAUUGGUGCUGUUUAUAUCUUCAUUUAUACAAGCAUCUGCAAUUAAUCACUGUUAAAUUAUGAUUACAAUGAUGUUAAACGAAACAAUAAAUUAUCUUGUAAAAAAUUAUGAAUGUUUUUUCUAUGUAUAUCUGUUGUUAAUUGUGAUUUAUUGAAUAAAAUGUUGUCUCAAA